Messenger RNA from Wasmannia auropunctata (little fire ant), 1904 nucleotides. RefSeq names its product protein odd-skipped (gene odd). The coding region runs from base 274 to 1179 and encodes 301 amino acids. NCBI's taxonomy places the organism in Eukaryota, Metazoa, Arthropoda, Insecta, Hymenoptera, Formicidae. Gene Ontology annotation, biological process: regulation of transcription by RNA polymerase II; embryonic hindgut morphogenesis; embryo development. Gene Ontology annotation, molecular function: RNA polymerase II transcription regulatory region sequence-specific DNA binding; DNA-binding transcription factor activity, RNA polymerase II-specific. The transcript is spliced from 2 exons. Gene Ontology annotation, cellular component: nucleus. The record is from RefSeq and is a predicted model, not a curated record.
GCCGACUCUCGAGUAAAUAUCUUCUUGUUCCUUUUUUUUCCCCCCGGAGUCCCCUUUCUCUCCCUCUCGCUGUUCGGCUCACCGCACGCCUUUCGUUACCUCGAUUUGAACCUAUGUGGAUCUCGCGAGCGAGGCGUCGAUCGCUCACGAUCGAUCAUUCCUGAAGUGACGGUCGUUUUCGGCGUCGAUCGGUUUUUUACUUUGCCGCUUUUGACGCUCGGGGUAGUGCGGGGAGGAGGGCGCGCGUGCGCACACGCACACAUACACACACAGAUGGAGACGAAAACGGAGCCGCUGACGCCGCCGCAAACACCGCCGACGAUCGACAGAUCGAUGCAUCAACAUCAGCAGCAGCAGCAGCAGCAGCAUCAACCGCAAAAUCAGCCGCAGCAGCAUGUAGUUUUCUCAGCGAAAUGGGCCAAAUCGAACUUCCUCAACGGCAGAUACAUACAGCAGCAGCACCAGCCGCAACACGUUCAGCCAACGCAACACAGCAACUAUCAAACUACCCUCAUCAGUAACUGGUUAAAGGACGCGGCCCUGCUGACGUUCAGGGGUUGCUGCCCCCAACGUCCUUAUCUGCAGUACUAUCAGGGUCAUCCGGGCACCAUGUUUCCGGUACCACCGCCGCCGCAGCCGCCGUCGUUCCUCGCCCGCAGAUCGACGGGUCAGAGACCCAAGAAACAGUUUAUCUGCAAGUUCUGCAAUCGACAGUUUACGAAGAGCUACAACCUGCUGAUUCACGAAAGGACCCACACCGACGAGCGACCAUACUCGUGUGACAUAUGCGGGAAGGCUUUCCGCAGGCAGGAUCAUCUGCGAGAUCAUCGAUAUAUACACAGCAAGGAGAAGCCGUUCAAAUGUAACGAGUGCGGCAAAGGGUUUUGCCAAAGUAGGACUCUGGCGGUUCAUAAAGUCAUGCAUAUGGAGGAGUCGCCGCACAAGUGUCAGGUGUGCGGCCGGAGCUUCAAUCAGAGAAGCAAUCUCAAGACGCACCUUCUCACGCACACGGACGUUCCGCAGGACCUCAGAAUCGAGACCUCGGUGCCGUCGAACACGAGGAUCAUGUCGUCGGAGGUUAGACAAAUGACAGAGCGGGUGAGCGGUCUCCUGCCAAUACCGAAGAGCAGUACGCACAAACUUGGCUUCACUAUAGAGGACAUUAUGAGGCGUUCAUAAGAUCGCAAUUUCUUUAAUCUGCGUGCAUCUCAUCUUUUGUUUGCUCUGUAUUAUAGUUUUUCUCAUUUUCUACGCAUUAUCUACAAAUUCAUUAUCUACGAAUUAUUAUUACAUUAUUAUUAUUAUACAUUUUAGUAUAUUAUUAUACACAUACCUCAGUUGAUUACUUCAUUAUUAUUAUCAAUUAUAUAUUUUAAUUUGUGCGCUCUUCUAGCACCAGCUGGAUUGGCUUCAAGAGUGCCGAGAAAAAUUUGUGCCGGUAAUAAUUUUUAUUUUUUUAUAUGACUGCUAUUAAUUUAAUAUAUCUCUCUAAAUUUUCUGGAGUGAAUCUCCAGAUUGAAAAUACUGUCACUCGGCUACUUGAGUGGCAGUAUUUUCACUCAUUUGGAGUGGAAUUCUCUCCAAAAGAGUAAAAAGUCACUCCAGAAAAUUUAGAGAGUAGUUGACCGAAUGUAGUUGCAAUUUAAUUUUAUUAUUUCUCACCGUAUUUCCGUUCUCCCUAUGCCGUUCGUAAUCUUAAUAAGCUGUUGCUAAGAUAUACGACGUUCUGCUUCAAAAACGUAUAAUAAAUACGACGGGAUCGUAUCUUAUUAAUGCCAAAUUAUUGUUGAAAUUUUUACUUUUUUAAUAAUGAGAUAAAAUUUAAAUUUUCUAUAAGAACAAAAAGAUUUCUAAUAAUUAUGCUUAUAGUUCUUGGCUCGCUAAUCAUAAUCAUAUUGGAUUUG